CCAGUCAACUCUGUAGAAAUAGAAGACCUGCACUUCAAAUAGACUGUAAAUCCAGCUUCCCAAGACAUUUCUACUCGAGGGACUGGGGAGAGUCUCCAUGGACCUAAAUUUAGGGCCGGAAGACCCUCCACUCUGGUCAGGUAUGGAGCGCCCACCUAGAGCUGCCGAGUGUGUUAGAGCUGCGACUGUGGCAGAGGGUCAGGACUGAAGGGCAAAGACCUACACUCAGGCCUUGCCUGUGUGAUCUUGGGCGUUUCGUGACCCUCUGACCCUCCGUAGCUUCAUCGAAAAGUUGAGUAGGGUAAAGACUAAAUGAGUGGUGCGCACUUAGUAAAUUAUAACGUGCUGCAUGCGAUUUGAGUAUCUUUAUUGAGGGGAGUUGAGUCCAGAUUUUCAGAGAUGUGGUUUUCGGUGUGGAACAGAUAAGAGGGGCCGAGUGGCUGAGGUUCUGAGCUGAGAAAGGAGGCUGUGGGCAUCUGGCCAGGGGCCUGCUCUCCGCCACCACCCAGAGCGAUGCCUGUGCCUGGGGUUGGCUUGCGGCUGCAGCUCGGUGCCUUCACUGCUUCUCCUCCCACGUUCUGUCCUUCCCAACAGGCUUCAGAGUCAGGAUGACCUGAUCACAUCUGAUUUUGUGUCUCAGUUUCUUUCGCCUCCCUCACUAGAUAAUAAGCUACUUGAGAGUGGGAACUAUUUCCCGUAUUCUUCCCACCCCUCCCUCUUUGUAGCAUUUAUCACGGUAUAAAUUACAGGGACCAGUACACAGUGAAGUGCAUUUUAAGUUAAAAUGCUCAACAGUGAUCCUGAUGACACUUGGUUUACUUAUUCUGUCUGUUUAAGCUCCAGCUAUAAUUCAUACCCAUUUGAGAGUUCCUUGUUCCUGCCCCUAAACCUGACUUCCCUUUGUAGGACUAGACAUUGGAAGAGUUGUCACGCCCUGUUCUUCAGCCCCCAGGUUUCCCUAGAUGCCAAUUAAGAUUCCCUUUCCUGCCUGAAGAUCAUCCGUGGAAACCUUGGCCAUGGCCUCCCUGUCAGAGCCGGUCACGUUCAGAGAGUUCUGCCCCUUGUACUAUCUCCUCAAUGCCAUUCCCACCAAGAUCCAGAAGGGCUUCCGCUCCAUCGUGGUCUACCUCACCGCCCUGGACACCAGCGGGGACUACAUCGCUGUGGGCAGCAGCAUCGGCAUGCUCUACCUGUACUGCCGGCACCUCAACCAGAUGAAAAAGUACAACUUUGAGGGGAGGACGGAGUCCAUCACAGUGGUGAAGCUGCUGAGCUGCUUUGAUGACCUCGUGGCCGCAGGGACAGCCUCCGGGAGGGUUGCCGUUUUUCAACUUGUGUCCUCCUUGCCCGGUAGAAAUAAACAGCUUCGGAGAUUUGAUGUCACUGGUAUUCACAAAAAUAGCGUAACAGCUUUGGCUUGGAGCCCCAAUGGAAUGAAGUUGUUCUCUGGAGAUGACAAAGGGAAAAUUGUCUAUUCUUCUCUGGAUCUAGACCAGGGCGUCUGUAACUCCCUCCUGGUGCUGGAAGAGCCGGCCUCCAUCGUGCAGCUGGACUACAGCCAGAAAGUGCUGCUCGUCUCCACGCUGCAGAGAAGUCUGCUUUUCUACACCGAAGAGCAGUCCGUCAAGCAGAUCGGAACACAGCCAAGGAAAAGCACCGGGAAAUUUGGUGCCUGUUUUAUACCAGGACUUUGUAAGCAAAGCGAUCUAACCUUGUACGCAUCGCGGCCUGGGCUCCGGCUGUGGAAGGCUGACAUCCAUGGGACCGUUCAGGCCACAUUUAUCUUAAAAGAUGUCUUUGCCGGAGGAGUCAAGCCUUUUGAGCUGUACCCGCGCCUGGAGUCCCCUGACAAGGGGAGUUGCAGCUCACCCGAGAAGCACCUGGGGCUCGUUUCCUGCUUCUUCCAAGAAGGCUGGGUGUUGAGUUGGAAUGAAUACAGCAUUUACCUUCUAGACACCGUCAACCAGGCCACAAUUGCUGGUUUGGAAGGAUCGGGCGAUAUCGUGUCUGUUUCCUGCACAGAAAAUGAAAUCUUUUUCUUAAAGGGAGACAGGAACAUUAUAAGAAUUUCCAGCAGGCCUGAAGGGCUGGCGUCAAUAGCGCGGGAUGGUCUGGAGGCACCGGGAUGCACAGACCAAGUCCACGCGCAGCGCGCUGAGAGGCCGCUGGGGGCCACGCUUCCUGAGACCAGGCUCAGAGGCGCUUCUGUGGGCAGCUCCGUGGCCAGUGAGCCCAGGAGCAGGAGCGGCUCACUCAACUCCACCGAUAGCGGCUCCGGGCUCCAGGCAGCCCCCGAGCUGGGCAGGGGCAGCCAGCUCAGCACCAAGCGGUUCAGCGCGAUUAGCUCGGAAGACUUCGAUCGGGAGCUUGUUGUGAAGCCUCUCAAAGUGAAGAAGAAGAGAAAGAAGAAGACAGACGGCGGAAGCAGGAGUGCCUGCCACAGUUCCCUCGAGUCGACCCCCUGUGGCGAGUGUCCCAGUGGUAGCCCCCAGUCCUUGAACGCAGACCUGCUGUCCAUGACCUCGAGUUUGGGCAGCACGGCGGAUCGAUCCAGCACAGGGUCUCCCGACCAGGAGAGCACCCUCAGCGGCGAGGCGAACGGCGUGCUGCCGGAGUACAGCGACCCUGAAGCAUUUAGUGUCCUGGAGGUGCCCGGCCCCACCCCUGACUCAUUGAAGGAGGGACGUGACAGUACAAUGGAGCUCCCACGAAGUGGCCAUGCAGGCGAGGUGGGGCCACACAGUGGAGGGCUGAGUUUGCCCUGGCUUUCCACGGAGGAUGUGGAAUGGCAUGGCGACGUCCCAGAACCCAGAGAGGAGCCCUGUCCUGCAGACGGUGGGCUGAAUGGCAGACAGUCCACCUGCCAAGAACAAGGUGGCAGGUCUGCUGAGGCCCAGGAGGUGGAGGGCAAGGAGCCUGGCAACCUCCAGAGCGCGUUUUCUGAAGCCCCCCUCUUGGAUGUGCCCCCGGUGCCGUCCAGCCUAAGCUGGGCCCCCAGUGCUGAGCGGUGGCUUCCGGGGACCAGAGCUGACAGAGGCGGGGUUGAGGAGCCCAGCCAAGAGCAGGGCUUCCUGACGCACGCGGGGGCCCCUGACCACCUUGACUCAAGUCCCUGGCACGCUACCACUGACGAAGACACAGGCCAGAAAGCAGUGGCUGCUUCAGAGUAUGACCCAGCGGGUGCAGGAGGACAACUGGCUCCCCAGGCCUCUUCCCUGGUGGCCAGCACCCAGGAGCCUCGCCUGGGGCAGCCUUCACGGGACCAGGGACUGACGUCCAGCGACGAGGAGGACAUCUAUGCCCACGGGCUGCCCUCUUCGUCAUCGGAGACGAGCGUGACGGAGCUGGGAGGUAGCCGCUCCGCGCAGGACCUCUGCCAGCCAGGCACAGAUGAUCCUGGGCUGCUCAAGUCAGAUCAGUUUGCAGAGAGCUGGAUGGGCUACUCGGGCCCUGGUUACGGCAUCCUCAGCUUGGCGGUCUCCGAGAAGUACAUUUGGUGCCUGGACUACAAAGGCGGCCUGUUCUGCAGCGCGUUGCCAGGUGCUGGGCUGCGCUGGCAGAAGUUUGAAGAUGCCGUCCAGCAGGUGGCAGUGUCACCCUCAGGAGCCCUUCUCUGGAAGAUUGAACAGAAAUCUAACCGAGCCUUUGCUUGUGGAAAAGUGACCAUCAGGGGGAAGCGGCACUGGUACGAAGCUCUGCCCCAGGCGGUGUUUGUGGCCCUGAGCGAUGACACAGCCUGGAUCAUUAGGACCAACGGAGACCUGUACCUGCAGACAGGUCUCAGCGUGGAUCGCCCCUGUGCCAGAGCCGUGAAGGUCGACUGUCCCUACCCGCUGUCCCAGGUCACAGCCCGAAACAGCGUGGUGUGGGCGCUGACAGAGCAGAGAGCCCUCCUGUACCGGGAGGGGGUGAGCAGCUUCUGCCCCGAGGGGGAGCACUGGAAGUGUGACAUCGUCAGUGAAAGGCAGGCUUUGGAACCCGUCUGUAUCACUCUCGGGGACCAGCAGACUCUGUGGGCCCUGGACAUCCGAGGAAACCUGUGGUUCAGAACCGGUGUCGUUUCCAAGAAGCCCCAAGGGGAUGACGACCAUUGGUGGCAAGUGAGCAUCACAGACUACGUGGUGUUCGACCAGUGCAGCCUGUUCCAGACCAUAAUCCACGCCACGCACUCGGUGGCCACAGCGGCCCAAGUGCCCGUCGAGAAGGUGGCAGAUAAACUGCGCAUGGCAUUCUGGUCUCAGCAGCUUCAGUGCCAGCCGACCCUCCUCGGGGUCAAUGGCAGCGGCGUCUGGAUCUCCUCGGGCAAGAAUGAAUUCCACGUCGCUAAAGGAAGUCUCGUUGGCACUUACUGGAACAGUGUUGUUCCCCGUGGGACAGCGUCUGCAACCAAGUGGGCCUUUGUGUUGGCUUCCAGUGCUCCCACAAAGGAAGGAAGCUCCCUGUGGCUGUGCCAGAGCAGCAAGGACCUGUGCUGUGUCAGCGCCCAGGACGCCCAGUCGCGCCCGUCUACCGUGCAGCUGCCUCCCGAUGCCGAGAUGAGGGCCUACGCCGCCUGCCAAGACGCCCUGUGGGCCUUGGACAGCCUGGGCCAGGUGUUUAUCAGGACGCUCUCCAAGAGCUGCCCCACGGGCAUGCACUGGACACGCCUGGAUCUUUCCCAGCUAGGAGCUGUAAAACUGACGAGCUUGGCCUGUGGAAACCAGCACAUCUGGGCCUGUGAUUCCAGGGGGGGAGUCUACUUCCGCGUAGGAACCCAGCCUCUGAAUCCCAGUCUGAUGCUUCCUGCCUGGAUAAUGAUUGAGCCACCUGUCCAGCCCGCCGGGGUCACCUUGGUCAGCGUCCACUCCAGCCCCAACGACCAGAUGCUGUGGGCCCUGGACAGCAGGUGGAACGUGCACGUCCGCACCGGGAUCACUGAGGAGAUGCCUGUGGGGACCAACUGGGAGCACGUGCCAGGCUUGCAGGCCUGCCAGCUGGCCCUGAGCGCCAGGACCGUGUGGGCCCGCUGCCCCAGCGGGGACCUCGCGCGGCGGUAUGGUGUCACCGACAAGAACCCUGCUGGAGACUACUGGAAGAAAGUCCCUGGCAGUGUGACAUGCUUCACAGUGACCUCGUCAGAUGAGCUGUGGGCAGUGGGCCCCCCCGGCUACCUCCUCCAGCGGCUGACAAGGACUUUCAGCCACUUGCACGGUGCCCCGAGCAGCCACACCACCACCUCCCACCCCGACGACCUAGAGGACGAGUGGGAGGUAAUUUGAAGGAGCCCUCGGGAGGGACCCGAGCCUCGAAUGGUGGACACGGUCGGCUCUGAGUUGCUCUCUCUUGGACACACCUUGUCAGCUCUCGUCUGGACACGUCCAGCCAGGUCGGCCACCUCACGCUUGCUCUCAUCCUUGUUCGUUUCCAUCUCGUUCCAGCACCCACGGCCUCAGCAGAGUGGCCCGGAGCCACAAGGCCCCUGUGCUCUUGCUGAGGUUGUCCCCACGGGGACAGUGGCUGCUGCCCGUGUUCCACAGCCACCCCUCCUCGCUGACUACUCCAGGUCCCACCACAGGUGGGACACGUCAGAGCUGGGUCAGGGGCCACCCUGGGAGCCACGACAGGUAGCCAUGUUAGUAGCUCCAAGGCAUACGGAACCGAAGGUCAGUGCUGUCCACCCGCUGACUGUGUUAACGAUGGCUUCGUCUCUGCGCAGGGUCCCUCCACCUCCUCUCUGAGUAGCAGGUCCCAGCAUGCAUUCCACGCUGGACAUGCCAGAUGGGAAACCAAGGCUGUGUUUGAGAGGUGGGGUGCUGACUGUGCCAGGACAGAGAACACACACUCACAACUCCCGCACACGCGCCACACACACCCUCCCUGCCCACUCACGCGUGGGCCAUGCUCGCCUCCCUGAGAGCACACCUCAGCCAAGACAACAAAGGCCAGUGGAUGGACGGAACCAGAGUGUGCGCACGUGUCCGAGGCAGGGCCGGCGCAGGGCGGUGCGGUCGGGCCCGGGGCCCCGGCUGGGCCAUGGCUGAGGGAUGUCUUCAGCGUGGUUUCUCAGCCAGUGCUGCUGGUGGGCGUCAUAGAAUCCAGAAGCGCCCUCCUAGGAUGAAUCUACUGAUUAUUGCCUUUUUUGUUUGUUGUAUUACAAACCUACAUACGAUACCUCAUUUGAAAUCAAAUCUUACCAAUUUAGGAGAGAAAUGUAUUUUCCAAAAUGAGUGGAAGGCCUUUCACUGCUUCCCGCGGUCGAUCCUGAGCCCGCACUGUUCUCAGCUGCAGCUUCAGGGAGGGUGGGCACCCGCUCCGCGUGUCCUCGGAGCGCAGGGCAGUCGUGGGGCCUGCCUGCUGACUCCGAGAGGGAGCCGGGCCCUGUCGGCAGGCUGCUGGGUUGAUGCAAGGUUGAAACGGGCGCCUGUCUUGGUUGGUUGCUGUGGCCACGUCAGACCCCAGUCCAUCCUGGGGCUUGGCCUGCAGUGCCCGCCCCUCACUGGCAUCUGAGCUGUCAAGAGUCCACGCCCAGCCCGUGUCCCACCCUGAGCCCACCUCCCCUCCCUCCCGGAGGCAGCCCCGCGGGAGGAUGCCAGCCUAGCUGCUUUUUUUAGCGGCCCGCGGCCCAGGGCCCAGUCACUCG
This is a messenger RNA of Vicugna pacos (alpaca), 6619 nucleotides long. NCBI's taxonomy places the organism in Eukaryota, Metazoa, Chordata, Mammalia, Artiodactyla, Camelidae. The record is from RefSeq and is a predicted model, not a curated record.